AUGGAACGUGAUGGUAUAUGUUGGGAGAUAGUAACGAUCUUACUUGCUGUCCGAGAACGAUCCGUGGAUCAAGCGUGCACAACCCCACGAUCCGGAGCGUGGAACGAUGCAGAAUGCAACAGGGAUCUGACUGGGCAGCCUGUGAUGCAAUCUCCAAAAGCAAGCUCACGCUUUGCUUUCGCUUAUUUCGUUUAUUCGCCUCCUUCCCCGAUUCCUGCAGAGCUAAAGGCUUUACCAGUGAACAUUUUUAAGAUACCUGCGCAGGUAGAUAAAUUGAUUUCCUGGUUGCAUAAUCAACCCCUAAAUGUGCCUUUGGAUAUCCAUGCUGAUAUUUCACAACUGCAAAGUGCGAUAAAUGAAUUUCUGCAAUAUCGUCGAGAAAAUCCUGCGUGGUUAGCAGAACGACUGCAGUUGAUGCAUGAGGGCGGAGAGCCGGAAUUCGAUCCUCACAAUAUUCCUGUUCAAAUUGACCGGCCGGUAUUAACUGUCGAAGAACAAAGGCGUUUAGCAGAAGCAAUGAAUUUGGAACCGCCCGACACAGAUUCAUCAGUGGAGGAUCCACGAUUCGCUUUGAUUGGAUCACCGGAUGAUAGCGACGAUUCGGCUAGU
This is a messenger RNA of Gongylonema pulchrum, 609 nucleotides long. The record is from the annotation of a GenBank genome assembly. Lineage: Eukaryota; Metazoa; Nematoda; Chromadorea; Rhabditida; Gongylonematidae.